Papilio machaon (common yellow swallowtail) is the source of this 1440-nucleotide messenger RNA. RefSeq names its product 3'-5' ssDNA/RNA exonuclease TatD. NCBI's taxonomy places the organism in Eukaryota, Metazoa, Arthropoda, Insecta, Lepidoptera, Papilionidae. The record is from RefSeq and is a predicted model, not a curated record. The transcript is spliced from 6 exons. The coding region runs from base 211 to 1125 and encodes 304 amino acids. Gene Ontology annotation, cellular component: cytosol. Gene Ontology annotation, molecular function: single-stranded DNA 3'-5' DNA exonuclease activity.
ACAAAUGAGAACUGGUCUCAUAUGAGAAAACUGAAGUCGGAGUCUGAAGCAGUCUGAAGUUUGAAGAAAACUUACUUCAAAACAUGGUGGCAGCUCAGUAAGAGGGGUGUUCAUUUUACUAGUCAUUAGAAUUUUAAGAAGCUUAUUCAGCAGGAGUGUUUGAUACAAUUUGUAAACACCAAAGCAAUAAGCUUCAAACAAAAUUUAAGGAUGACGUCUGAAGAAACGCAAAUUCCGGAGGAACUGAAGGGUUGUUAUGAAAAUCUUAUUGUGAUCGACAUCGGCGCAAAUCUGACAAAUAAAAAGUAUGGACGUGAUCUCGAUUCAGUAAUUCAAAGGGCGAAAGAUGCAGGCGUCCAGAAAAUAAUGGUGACGGGCACAUCGGUGAGAAAUAGCAAGGAGGCACUCCGAUUGACUCGAUUGUACCCCGGGACCAUUUAUUCCACAGCAGGCGUGCACCCGCACGACGCCAAGUCCAUGUCGGAGGAGGAGCUGUGGGCGGAGCUGCGGCAGGUGGCGGCGGCGCCCGAGUGCGUGGCGCUCGGCGAGUGCGGCCUCAACUACACCAAGGACUUCUCCGAGCCCCACGUGCAGCGCGCCGUCUUCAAGCGGCAGGUGGAGCUGGCGUGCGAGCUGCAGAAGCCGCUGCUGGUGCACGAGAAGGCUGCGCAGGAGGACGUGCUGCGCAUCCUGGAGGAGGGCGGGGCGCGCCUGCCGCCCGUCGUGGUGCACUCGUUCACCGGGUCGGCGGAGCAGGGCCUGCGCUACCUGGAGCGCGGCUGCUACCUCGCGCUCACCGGCUACGUGUGCAAGGACAAGGCGGCCGACGGCGUGCGGCGUCUGCUGGCCGACCGCCUGCUGCCGCUCGACCGUCUGCUCGUCGAGACCGACUCGCCCUUCAUGUACCCCAACGUGCGCGCCUCCAAGCUGCCGCCGCACGUGAAGGCCUGCCUCACCGAGAGGUCCAUGAACUUCGUGAACCGGUACUGCACGUUCCAGCGCAACGAGCCGUGCGCGCUGCCCGCAGUCGUCGAGCUGGCGGCCGGCUUCCUGGGCCGCAGCGCGCAGGACGUCGCCCUCGCCACCGCCUUCAACGCCCUCAAGCUCUUCGGCCUCAGCCACUGACCGCCCCCCACCCCCCACCACCUCUCACAUCGCAGUCACUUUUAUAUGUUAGAAGGAAACUUUACGUUACCGAGUGCAGAGAUUUAUGAAUUGCGUUAGGUAAAUGAUAGGUAGAUGUGACGCGAGCUCCGCCCGGGGAGAGAGGGGGAGAGAGGGGGAGAGAGGGGACGCGAGCUGCCACUAGAUAAUCUUGCCAACUUCUGCGUCUCGACACCAGCUUGCCGAUGGUUUACUGAUCAUGACAAAAUAACAUUGAUAUUAUUCCAAACGAAGCGAACCACUUGAAUAUUUUUAUGUUUUGAUUUUGCAAAAUCA